AUGGCACAUAACAGUGGCGUCAAGCGAGACAUCCCUAUCAAAUUGGGCGACUUCAGCGUGAUCGACUCCGAGUUCAGCAACAUCCGUGAGCGUUUCGACGCUGAAAUGCGAAAGAUGGAAGACGAGAUGACCAAGUUCCGUUCCGAACUCAUGAACAGAGAGUCCAACUUUUUCAAAACCACUUCCAAGACAUCGCACGUGGAAGAAAAGUCCUUCUCUCAAAACACUAUCACCUCAAAUCACAGUGAAUUACCACCAAGUCGAUUGUCAACUGGGGCCACACCCAGUGGUUGGGUUGAAAACAUCAACUCACCUCUAAUCCAAGAAGAUGGUGAUAAUAAAAUGUUAAAACUUAGAUUCGACGUCAGUCAAUACGAACCCGAGGAAAUUGUUGUCAAGACAGUCGACAACAAAUUGUUGGUACAUGCUAAACACGAGGAAAAAUCGGAUUCAAAAUCAGUUUACAGAGAGUAUAACCGUGAAUUUUUACUUCCCAAAGGAACCAAUCCAGAGGCUAUCAAAUCGUCCCUCAGUAAAGAUGGCGUGUUAACUGUUGAAGCACCGUUGCCCGCUCUCGGUGGUCCCGAUAAAUUGAUUCCAAUCUCACACCAUUAAUUAUUUUUUCCACCUAGUGAUCAAUUUUUAGAAAGCAUACAAAUUUAAAUAUUUAUUUUAAUAU
Molecule: messenger RNA, 679 nt
Organism: Sipha flava (yellow sugarcane aphid)
Lineage: Eukaryota; Metazoa; Arthropoda; Insecta; Hemiptera; Aphididae
Product: alpha-crystallin B chain
Exons: 4
Coding region: 1-615 (204 amino acids)
Biological process (GO): response to heat; protein refolding
Molecular function (GO): protein folding chaperone
Source: RefSeq, a predicted model, not a curated record